AGAUGCCCGCUGAGCCAUGCUGAGUCCCCGCGGGUCAGGGUUGGGGCGGCUGUUGCUGCUCCUGCGAGGGGUCCUGGUGGCUGUGGGAGGCCGGGGCUGCGGUGGCGGCCGGAGCAACUUCUCAGCUAUGUCUUCACAAUCUAGCUGGUUGAGCACCGAAGAAAGGAACCAAGCUUUAUAUGAUCUUAAAGCUGCUGGCUGGACUGAGCUCACUGAAAGAGAUGCUAUAUUCAGAGAAUUCGUAUUCAAAACCUUUAAUCAGGCAUUUGGUUUUAUGACUCGGGUAGCACUUCAGGCUGAAAAGAUGAAUCAUCAUCCUGAAUGGUUUAAUGUGUACAAUAAGGUCCAGAUAACACUCAUUUCCCAUGACUGUGGUGGCCUGACAAAGCGAGAUGUCAAGCUGGCUCAAUUUAUUGACAAAGCUGCUGUGUCUUGUCUAACAACUGGGUGCUAAAAUAAUCAUACAAAAUGUCUAUAAUUUGUUUAUUUAGUCUUCUCUCUUAAAAAUAGUUUAUCCUCAAAUUUCUUCAUUCCUGCAGAAGCUUUUGCAUAGAUACAUAAAUUUUUUAUCAAAUAGAGAAAAUACUAAAAUUGUUGCAUUAAAAAGUUGAGUUUGUUUAGUCUGUGUAUCAUUGACAAGUGACAAUUUGGGCAGGAAUUCCUCCAAAGAAGAAUGAUUUGAGCUUAUUAGUAGGUCAGGUUUGCAUCUUAUGUACCCUGUGCUGUAUUUUAUCUUUUAGAUUCUAUACAAACUCAAUUUCAUUGAGGACUGCCAGGGUUGUGUGUGACCUCGGGGUGUGUGGCCAGGGGGCGUGGCGAGUUCGAUAUCACUUAUGUCAAAGUCGCCUGUAGUGGCCCAGGCGCUCGCUCUGCCAGUGAAAAUUGGCUCCCGAGCUCCGUUUCUGGCUGCAACGGAUUCCUGCAUCCCUCUGCCAGCGAAAAUGGAGCUCGAGAGGGCUGCACGUGGCCCUCCCGAGCUCCGUUUACGCUUGCAGAAGCAUUGCAGACUGGUCCUUCAUUGUUUCCAGGGCAGCCCCAGAGGCCACAUCUAAGCACCCUAAGCCCGCAGACCUUGGGUUUGACAUGUCUGCUAUAGAUAAUGACAAUGGAACAGUUCAACAUGAACAUCUGAAUUUUUAUUCAAUAAUGAAUGUGAGGGGUCCAGUGACCCUAUAUUAAUAUGUAUAAUUGCAAGGAAUAUAGCUGAGAGAAAAUCUCCCUUGCUGUAGUUAUAUAGAUGCACUUUCCACUUGUUUAAACUUUCAG
Messenger RNA from Pseudonaja textilis, 1266 nucleotides. It is a transcript of the gene PCBD2, whose product is annotated as pterin-4 alpha-carbinolamine dehydratase 2. Gene Ontology annotation, biological process: tetrahydrobiopterin biosynthetic process. Lineage: Eukaryota; Metazoa; Chordata; Lepidosauria; Squamata; Elapidae. Gene Ontology annotation, molecular function: 4-alpha-hydroxytetrahydrobiopterin dehydratase activity. The record is from RefSeq and is a predicted model, not a curated record.